Molecule: messenger RNA, 621 nt
Organism: Cooperia oncophora
Lineage: Eukaryota; Metazoa; Nematoda; Chromadorea; Rhabditida; Trichostrongylidae
Source: the annotation of a GenBank genome assembly
AUGCAACAGAGACAUGCAAAGCAUCUUCGUCAGAUGAGAGGAGAAGGAACGGCAGCUGUUCCAAUUGAAACUUUUCUUGAGUUGAAAGCUGUGAUGGAAAUGCCGGUAGUAUCAGAGUUCCUCGAAAGUGUUAUAUAUGUUGACCCGGCAAUGGAGGACGCUCAGAUAGCCAUUGACCGUAUUGCGAAGUUCAACGAGGAAGGACGGCCAUGGUAUUCGAGCAAAUACAACAAGAGGCGGGGCUUCUGGAAUGGCAGCUAUGGAGAUGAGCCAUUCAGAAAACCGUCAGCAACUCAAACAACGCGCCCUCAGACAAUUAGCUCUGCAGAGAAGACCCAUUCCGAAAACAUUAGUGUGACUGUCACAGAUAACGCCCCUCCAGUCACAGCAUCGAAUGGUGAAUCUGGAAAGCCUUCUCCAAUAACGGUUCCCGCUGUGAGGCUUGUACAGUUGUCACCUGCAAUCGACGCAAACAAAUUACCAGAGAAACUUGCUCCUCUUUCGAUCAGUAGCAGCGAAAAUGUCAAAGUUCCAGUACAGAGUUCACUUCCAGUGACGUUAUCAGUGGUGAGUGCUACUUUUCCUUUGGUGAGUGUCUUCAAGGAGGGGAGGGGAAAAUGA